Messenger RNA from Exaiptasia diaphana, 3330 nucleotides. Its product is annotated as transcription elongation factor SPT5. The record is from RefSeq and is a predicted model, not a curated record. Gene Ontology annotation, cellular component: DSIF complex. Lineage: Eukaryota; Metazoa; Cnidaria; Anthozoa; Actiniaria; Aiptasiidae. Gene Ontology annotation, molecular function: protein binding; mRNA binding. Gene Ontology annotation, biological process: regulation of DNA-templated transcription elongation; transcription elongation-coupled chromatin remodeling; transcription elongation by RNA polymerase II.
UAGGGUGCUCGUAGGUUACAACAGAUGUUACAGAACAGGAAAGAUGAUGAAAUUGAAGAGUACUACAAGAAGAAAUAUGCUGAGUCCAACGAGAAGGAUCCAAACUUGUGGACAAUUAAGUGCAAGAUAGGAGAAGAAAAAGCUACAGUCAUUGGUCUAAUGAGGAAGGCCAUAGCACAGCAGUUCACUGAUGAGCCUUUACAAAUCAAGUCUGCAGUUGCUGUAGAGGGGUUGAAAGGUUACAUCUACAUAGAGGCAUAUAAACAAACCCACGUCAAACAGGCUAUUGAAGGAUUUGGUACACUACGUCUGGGUAAAUGGACUCAACAGAUGGUGCCUAUCAAAGAAAUGACGGAUGUCCUCAAAGUUGUYAAGGAAGUUGUAGCAYUAAAGGCAAAACAGUGGGUUAGGUUAAAACGAGGGAUUUACAAGGAUGAUUUGGCACAGGUUGAUUAUGUCAACACUGCAAGAAAUCAGGUUACACUUAAAAUGAUACCAAGAAUUGAUUAUAGUCGCACAAGGGGAACUCCACGCACUGCUGAGGAUCAGGAAAAGAGAAAGCGGAAGAGGAAACCACCACAAAAAUUAUUUAUUGCUGAUGAAGUAAGGUCGAUUGGUGGAGAGUUAAACCAAGAUGGUGACUUUAUCAUUUUUGAAAACAAUCGCUAUCGUGGUGGAUWCCUCUACAAAACACUAGCMAUGUCUGCUGUAGUGUCAGARGGWAUCAAGCCAACACUACAAGAAUUAGAGAAAUUUGAAGCUGUYCCAGAGGAYGUAGAGCUUGAGAUGCCAAUCAAAAGCAAGAGUACAGAUGAAAAUAAGCAUACAUUYUGCCCUGGUGAUAAUGUUAUUGUUGCUGAUGGAGAAUUAGUGAAUUUACAGGGAAAAGUGAUGAGUGUUGAAGGUGAUAAGAUCACUAUGAUGCCUUCGCAUGAAGAUCUCAAGGAACCCCUUGAAUUUACAGCAAUGGAGCUUGAAAAGCAUUUUAAAAUGGGUGACCAUGUCAAGGUUAUUGGUGGUCGAUAUGAGGGUGAUACUGGACUUAUUGUACGCGUAGAAGAUACUGCUGUAUUAUUCUCAGAUCUAACAAUGCAUGAACUCAAAGUGUUUCCCAAAGAUCUACAGCUCUGUUCCGAGAGAAGCAGUGGUGUAGACUCCAUGGGMCAGCAUCAGUUUGGUGAUCUUGUMCAGCUUGACCCACAGACAGUUGGUGUUAUUAUUCGUCUUGAUAGAGAUACAUUCCAAGUAUUGAAUCAGCAUGGUAAAGUAGUUCAGGUCAAACAUCAAGCUGUUGGUAGAAGAAGAGAGAAUAAAGGUGCUGUGGCUUUGGACUCUGAACAGAAUACUGUACAAGUGAGAGACAUUGUGAAAGUCAUUGAUGGACCUCAUCUUGGUCAGCAGGGUGAAAUCAAACAUCUUUACCGUAGUUUUGUGUUCAUCUACUCCAAGAUGAUCAUUGAAAACAGUGGUAUAAUAGUAUGUAAAUCCAGACACAUUGUACUGGCUGGUGGAGGCAAGGCAACUACUAAUAGUUUUGGUGGAAUUGGUUCCUUUGCUCCGGCUUCACCAAGAAUUACUAGCCCUGCCAGGGAUACGGGUGGAGGAGGACGAGGUCAGUCACCCAGAGGGGGUGGUGGUGGUGGUGGGGGUGGUGGUGGUGGUGGUAGAGGGCGUGGUAGGGGUCGCGGAGGAAGAGAUAUGACAAUUAUUACCCAGACAGUUCGAAUAUGUCAAGGACCAUAUAAAGGCUAUAUUGGCAUUGUUAAAGAUGCCACGGAAACAACAGCCAGAGUUGAACUCCACAGCAACUGCAAAACAAUAUCCGUAGACAGAGGGCGUCUCAACAUCAUCAGCGGGCCAACCAGAGCUGGGUCUUCUUCAUAUGCACGUACACCRAUGUAUGGRUCACAGACACCAAUGUACGGGUCCCAGACACCUAUGCAUGGCUCUAGGACACCCAUGUAUGGGUCCCAGACACCCACUCAUGGCGAUGGAAGCCGUACUCCUCACUAUGGUUCARUGACACCUUCCCAUGAUCCUUCACGAACACCACUUCACGGUGGAGCCUGGGAUCCAACUCAGCCCAAUACUCCUGCUCGCAAUGACGACUUUGAUUAUGGAUUUGAUGCUUCAACACCGUCACCUGCUAAUUACGCUCCAAAUACUCCAAACCCAGCCACCCCCGGUGCGUACACAGGACCRUAUACUCCGAAUACCCCGGGUGCCGGUAUGUACGGCUCAGAACCAACAUAUUCUCCUUACACACAGUCGCCUUCUCCUGCCGGCUAUGGAAAUCCGGUAACCCCAGGAGGUAGCAUUCCUCCCGUAUCACCGGCAUAUAACCCACAUACGCCCGGUUCUGGAAUGGAAGAACACGGCCCUGGWGAAUGGGUCACUACGGACAUUGAGGUCCGGGUGAAUAUGAAUCACGAGGACCCGCAGUUAUUGGAUAAAGUAGGAGUAAUUCGUAAUGUCAAUGKGGAUAUAUGUACAGUCUACCUCUACGAUGAAAAGAGGAAUAUUAGCAUACCUGCAUCAAACAUUGACUCGGUUGAACCAUCCAAACAAGAAAAGGUCAAAGUAAUUUUUGGCGACGAUAGAGAAUCUACAGGAACACUGAUCAAUAUUGAUGCAGAGGAUGGUAUCAUCAAGAUGGAUCGAAACGACCAACUCAAGAUUCUUCCACUAAAACACUUGGCAAAGAUUUCUAAUGUUACUGACUAGUCUACCGUUCUAUUUAAUACAUGCCAUGGAUACCGUUACGUAGGUGACUUCCUAGAUACCGGUUUCUAUAGCAACCCGUAGCUAUGGUUCCUUGCAAAUGCUAAAAUCGUUAGAUUGCAGUUCUUGCGAAGGAAUUUCUAAUACAGUUGUUAUAGAAACGYUUCUGAUGUUAACAGUUUCUAUAGAAACGUCCGUGGUAUCGAUAGUUGCCAUAGAAACACGUUUAAUAUGCAUGGACAGCGGUAGCGUAGUUCUGUCURUAACUAUGAAGUCUUACAAUGUAACUCAGGCCUGAUAUCUGUGUUACUGUAUUCCUUGUUUGUAUUGGUUUCGYUGUUGUCUGCAUACCGCCAGACAACUCAGCGUUCGUUCUUGUUGCUGUUUUUAAGUCCUGUCCAUGGAACUUCUGUAAAACAACGCUAAUUCUUUGUAGUUAAUCUUCAUUUUAAAUUAAACGAUGAUACACAGUCUUUUACUGAUUCACUUGUUGAUUGUAAACUCGUUAACAUGUUCUAGAAAGUCUUUUAAACUAUUUGAAUAGCUUUUUGAUAGUCUUAAACUCGUUAAACUGGUUUUUGAUAGUGCAUUAAACAGGUUUCUAAUCGA